Messenger RNA from Ricinus communis (castor bean), 789 nucleotides. RefSeq lists its product as uncharacterized. The record is from RefSeq and is a predicted model, not a curated record. The transcript has a single exon. The coding region runs from base 1 to 789 and encodes 262 amino acids. Lineage: Eukaryota; Viridiplantae; Streptophyta; Magnoliopsida; Malpighiales; Euphorbiaceae.
AUGACAUUUAAAGGAACAAGUGAGUUUAAGGAAGUUGAUACAAGAUAUUCUCUUCAAGAAAGAAAGGACUUAAGAUUGGUAAGGAAUACUGAUGGGCAAGUCAAAGUGAAAUGUAUGAAAAGGAACUGUCCUUUUGUUCUGUAUGCAUCAAAUGAAGGUAACAAGAAGGUGUUUCAAGUAAAGACUUUUGUUGAUGAGGACAACUGUGCAAUUUGCUAUAAGAAUAGAAAGGUGACUGCAAAAUGGCUAGCAAGUAAUUACUUAUACAAGUACAAGUGUAUUGCAACAAUGAAGCUAGUAGAUAUUAAGAAAUUAGUGAAACAGAAUUUGCAUAUUGAGUUGACUUUAACACAACUUAGAAGAGUUAAACUAUUGAUUAUAUUAAAGAUUGAAGGUGAUGUGAAAAAAGAGUUUGGUCCUUUACGGGAUUAUUUAGGAGAAGUUGAAAGAUCUAAUCCUGGAAGUAUAAUUGAGAUGAAAUUUUAUAGACCACUGCCUGAAGACUUUCCUAUUUUUCAGAGGCUUUAUAUAUCAUUUGAUUGUUUGAAAAGGGGACUUUUAGCAGGACGUAGAAGGGUAUUGGGAUUGGAUGGGUGCUUUAUGAAAGGAGUGACUAAAGGUAAGAUUUUGGCAGCUAUUGGGAGGGAUGGGAAUAAUCAAAUGUUCCCAGUUGCUUGGUUUGUAGUAACUAGUGAAUCUUAUGUUACUUGGAAGUGGUUUAUUAAGCUACUCAUCAAAGACUUGGAAAUGGAAGAUGGCGAUAGCUGGACCAUCAUGAUAUAUCAAUAA